AAAAUUUUCGUCUGGCAACUCCUCUAUUUCUUCGACAACACGCGACGAUAAUUUUUUGCACGAUUCUGUUUGAUUUCUGGAAAAUCGCUGAAUACAGACCGAAUACCAGGGUGCAGAGCGAGCCAAAAGGAAAACGCGCGAGAUGAGCGAGACCAUUAACACCGCGGCGACCUUCCCGACCUUCGAGAAGCCGACCGUGCAGUUCAACGAGAAGGGCUGGGGCCCCUGCGAGCUGCCCGAUACGUUCAAGGAUGUGCCGUACCAGCCGUUCAGCAAGAACGAUCGCCUGGGCAAGAUCUGCGACUGGACGAGCACCUCGAACAACGACAAGAAGUACCAGAACAAGUACGCCUCCAGCUUCGGCACUGGCAACCAGUACUCGUACUACCAUGAGGAGGACGAGACCACCUUCCACCUGGUGGACACCGCGCGCGUCCAGAAGCCGCCCCAUCAGCGCGGCAGGUUCCGAAACAUGAGGAACUCGCGCUCCGGUCGCGGCAGGAAUGCCCGUGGUGGCCUCAAUACCCACGGCAUGACCACGCUCAGUGGCAAGAACGUGAAGGCCCGGGAUCCGCGUCAUGGCGGUCGCGGCAUGGGCAAGAAGUUCGGCCAUCGCGGACCACCGCCCAAGAUGCGCGAAUCCUCGGUGGCCGUGCGCGCCGACUGGGCGUCCAUCGAGGAGAUGGACUUCCCGCGACUCAUCAAGCUGUCGCUGCCGAACAUCAAGGAGGGCGUCGAUAUCGUCACCUGCGGCACUCUGGAGUACUACGACAAGACCUACGACCGCAUCAACGUGAAGAACGAGAAGCCGCUGCAGAAGAUCGACCGCAUCGUGCACACGGUGACCACCACAGACGAUCCCGUCAUCCGGCGUUUGUCCAAGACCGUCGGCAACGUCUUCGCCACGGACGCCAUCCUGGCCACCAUCAUGUGCUCCACGCGAUCGAACUACUCCUGGGACAUUGUCAUCGAGAAAGUCGGCGACAAGAUCUUCAUGGACAAGCGUGACCACACCGAGUUUGACCUGCUGACCGUGAACGAGAGCAGCGUGGAGCCCCCGACCGACGACGACAGCUCUUGCAACUCGCCCCGCAACCUGGCCAUCGAGGCCACUUUUAUCAACCACAACUUCAGCCAGCAAGUGCUGAAGACCGGCGACCAGGAGGCCAAGUUCAAGUUCGAGGAGGGCAAUCCGUUCAUCAGCGAGGACGAGGAUAUCCAAGUGGCCAGCGUGGGCUAUCGCUACAAGAAGUGGGAGCUGGGAAGCGACAUUGUUCUGGUGGCGCGUUGCGAGCACGAUGGUGUCCUGCAGACGCCCAGCGGCGAGCCGCAGUUCAUGUCCAUCAAGGCGCUCAACGAGUGGGACUCGAAGCUGGCCAACGGCGUGGAGUGGCGUCAGAAGUUGGACACGCAGCGCGGCGCCGUGCUGGCCAACGAGCUGAGGAACAACGCAUGCAAGCUGGCCAAGUGGACCGUGCAGGCUGUGCUGGCCGGGUCCGAUCAGCUGAAGCUAGGCUAUGUGUCGCGUAUUAAUCCGCGAGACCACUCGCGCCAUGUCAUCCUCGGCACGCAGCAGUUCAAGCCGCACGAGUUCGCCACCCAGAUCAACCUGAGCAUGGACAAUGCCUGGGGAGUGCUGCGGUGCAUCAUCGAUCUGGUGAUGAAGCAGAAGGACGGCAAAUACCUGAUCAUGAAGGACCCCAACAAGCCGAUCAUCCGUCUGUACGACAUCCCAGACAACACAUUCGACUCCGAUGACUCGGACGAUGGCGAGGGCGACGACGAAGGGUUCCAGCAGGUCUACAACUACGCGCACAACAAGAUUUGAACGUCACGCCCCCACACUCCAGCAUCCCUUCCCGUCUUGGGCUUGAGCCGCAACCCGCAACCCGCUAAACAUAACCACAACUGAUGUCCUCUGAAGGAAAAGGCCGCCAUCUGGGCCUUAGCUUAAGCAUUUGUAUUCGACUUAAAUUCAGCUAUUUCCUAGUAAAUCACAGAGGGCGAAUCAAA
Messenger RNA from Drosophila takahashii, 2013 nucleotides. It is a transcript of the gene eIF3d1, whose product is annotated as eukaryotic translation initiation factor 3 subunit d1. The record is from RefSeq and is a predicted model, not a curated record. Lineage: Eukaryota; Metazoa; Arthropoda; Insecta; Diptera; Drosophilidae. Gene Ontology annotation, cellular component: cytoplasm; eukaryotic translation initiation factor 3 complex. Gene Ontology annotation, molecular function: translation initiation factor activity. Gene Ontology annotation, biological process: translational initiation.